CCGCCGCCGCACCGGCCUUGACCUCCAUUCCCCUUCCCCCGACCUACACCGCAGCCGCGAGUGCGCAUCGCGGCCGGUGGGCGCCGCCACGGCCCAAGGAGUAACCGGCAGCCACGCCCGAUGCCCAAGAUGCCCCGGCCGCAGCCCAGCAAGAAGGGAAAAUGGGGCGCGAUGCCGGCAGCCGAACAGUCAGGGAAGAAGAGGAAGGCGGGCACGGGUCGCGGCCAUGGGCUCGCAGGUACCGUCGACGAGUCGCCGCCGCAAUUCAUGCCGCCACCCGCACCUCCUACCGCUCCACCGUCACCCGCGUCGCCGGCAAGGGACGCUGACGGCCGAACCCCGGUGACGCUGACGGCCGCCCCUAAGGUGUUCGAUGGAAUGUCCGGAAGCUUCGACGAUGAUGAGUUCAUGGCAUUGGAGGUACCAUGGGUGGCAUGGGAGGCAUUGGAGGCACCAUGGGUGGAUUCAUGGCGUCCAUGGUUGCUCCCAUCCCUCCAUUUGGAGCUUCCACAAGUGGUUUCAAUGGAGGUAUCGUGGGUGAUGGAAUGGGUUCAUUCAAUGUUCCCAUCAAUGGAGGCAAUGAAGGCAAGGAAGGGGAGACACAAAAUGAUAUUUGAACUAUGUUUUGUGCUAUGUUUGAACUAUGACUUUGUGAUAUGUUUGAACUAUGUUUCCUGCUUGUGUGAACUACGUUUGUGAGUCGCUGACCUUUCAUAUGUGCUUGGGAUGGUGAAGCUAUGAUCUUGAAUUAUGCUACUCAUAUGCUUGUGUGAAUGACAUGUGAUCAUUUGUCAACUAUCUAGGUUCAUACGUUCAUCACAUGUGUGUGAAUUUGUAAAGUGUCAAGUGUUGCCAUAUGCGUGCCCUAUUUACAUCA
Molecule: messenger RNA, 877 nt
Organism: Brachypodium distachyon (stiff brome)
Lineage: Eukaryota; Viridiplantae; Streptophyta; Magnoliopsida; Poales; Poaceae
Exons: 2
Coding region: 121-699 (192 amino acids)
Source: RefSeq, a predicted model, not a curated record